This is a messenger RNA of Saccharomycodes ludwigii, 3798 nucleotides long. RefSeq names its product translation initiation factor 3 subunit CLU1 (gene CLU1). The transcript has a single exon. Gene Ontology annotation, molecular function: protein binding; mRNA binding. Bases 1 to 3798 code for a protein of 1265 amino acids. The record is from RefSeq and is a predicted model, not a curated record. Gene Ontology annotation, cellular component: cytoplasm. Lineage: Eukaryota; Fungi; Ascomycota; Saccharomycetes; Saccharomycodales; Saccharomycodaceae. Gene Ontology annotation, biological process: intracellular distribution of mitochondria.
AUGAGCGACUCAGAUACCACUGUCAAGGUUAUUUUCAAAUUACCUCUAAGCUUAGCGUCUAAAGACAAUAAUAAAAUUGAAUAUGAUGUUUCAAGAGAAUCUAUCGUCACCAACAUUGCUGAUCUGUUACGCUUUACCCCACAAUGCAAAUUCAUCACGAAUUACACGUUAUUGUACAAUGGCAAAGAAGUCGAUUUUUUGAAAAGUUUCAAAGAUUUACACGAAACUAGUAAAGAAUAUGUGUUACAUCUACAACUGUCUCAUUAUACUACUGCUUCCGCUAUAUCUCACUUUUUAUCUUUCAGAAGUUCUAUUGGGCUUUUAUCUGAAAGUGUUGACGGGAUCUCUGAAUUUGCCAUUUCUGGAGGUGCCACCUUUGAUGAUUUAAAAUUAAAAGACAUUAAACCAGCUAAAGCACAACAAGAAAAAGAAGUCACAAAAGAGGAUUCAAAAGAAGGUGCAAAAGAAGGUGCAAAAGAGAACACAAAAGAAGAUGCUAAUGAAGAGAAAGCUCAAGAGUUUCAAAUUUCUGAGGAGGAAAAAAAAGAAGUUGUUGAUAUCAUUGCUGAAAUUUUAGAUAAAGAUGCCAAACCAGGCAUUUCAAAAGUCUUAGCUUACAAGAAUAAUUUUAUUGCUCCAUGUGUUCGUUCGUUAACAAUUUCCAAUUACAAUCCUGUCCCAUCAUUUUAUAAGUGCAGAGGACAUACUUUGUACUUACAAGUUGUCACUUUGGAAGGCGAAGUUUUCCAUAUCACUGGUGAUUCUGCUGGAUUUUAUGUUAACAAAUCAAGCUCCAACAAAUUUGAUCCAUCUCCAAAAGAUGAAUUCCGUGGUAUUACUUUAUAUGACGUUAUUUCACACCACUCCAAGAAAUUUAUUUCUCAUGUUAAUGAUUUGGAAAAAAAGAUAUCUACAUUAGAUCUGGCUUACUACUCUCCUGUUACUACCACCUUUUUGAAUAAGCCAUGGUUUGUUUCUCAACCGAACAUUGUUGGUGAUUACACCACAUUACAAAUGCCUGCAAUCGAAGGUUUACAACAAGAUAGGGAUUUAAGUAAUGAAUUCCAGUCUGUUAGAGAUGAGCCUGUAUCCACCUUCCAUGAUCGUGUCUCCAGUGAAAAAUUAUUGGCCAAAAUUGCUCAUGAUUUCAACGUUGCUGCUGUUACUGGUGCCAUGAAAGUCAUUAACGGUGAAUUGACCCCAUUAAACAUUGAUAGUUCCUUUGCAGAGACGGAAGCUGCUAAAACUUAUUACCACCACAACAUUUUUUACAGUUAUGUUUCUGAUUACAUGGACGAACAUAAAGAAGAAGGUGGUUCAGAAUAUGUUUCUGCUUCUACCAACGCUGAUUUGAACACUAUCAAAAUCUUACACCGUUUAGGUUCUCAAGAAAUUCGUUACUUGUUGACUACUAUUGUUGACUAUUGUGGCCGCAGAAUUUUAUGCCAAGCUACUGUUCCUGGUUUACUAGAAAUCAUGGGUGUUAACCCAGAAGCCAAACCUAAGGAAGAUGAGGAAAAGGAAAAUUUUGAUAGCAGAUACGCAAACGAUAUUGUGGUUAUAUACGGUUCUAAUGAUGAAACUGGCGAAAUUGCAUACAAUGAGAAAUUUAACAAGAACCUAAAUGCUUUAAGCCAGUAUUUCCACUUGAAACCACAUACUGUUGAUGGGAAAGAAUUUUUCGUUUCUUCUAAAACCAAGGGAUUGGUAGGUUCUGAUAAGAGAAACUACAUCAUGGACCUGUAUGGGUUCCAGCCAUUGGAUUACAAGUUUAUUUCUGAGUACUUUGAUGGUGUUUCAGAUCCUAAUCAGCGCUAUCCACACAGAAAUGCUUUUAUUCGUCAUGAAUUGGUUAAUAAAUGGUGGAAUGAAAAGGUGGAGACUACCAAAUUAGAUUUAUCUAAAGCCUUUGAAGAAAAAGAGUUUAGUUUCAACCCAGAUGAUGAAAAGGAUCCCGUUUCCAAAGAAAUUUCUGAAUAUUUAACUGGUAAAGUUAUUCCUCAAUUAUUCAAAAACAUUUUGGAACAAUUGGUCACUUUGCCCUUUGAUGGUGAACAGUUGACUGAUAUUUUUCAUAAAUCGGGUGUUAACAUGCGUUACUUGGGUGCUUUUUUGAAACUAGUUGAAGAUGAAUUGGAAAAGGAAGUCAAGGAUCAUGAAAAGAAAAAAGCUGAACUUGUUGAGCGUAAUGUAGAAUACAAGGAGUAUGAAAAGAAUAGAUUAAUUAAAAUUGAAAAAUUGAUCAAAGAGAGACGUGAAGAGAUCAACAAAUAUGUUAUGGAAGGUAAAGAUGUUCCAGAAGAAUUAACCAAAAACUUGAAUUUGGAUGAUGCAGAUAUUAGAAAACCAAAUACUGAAGAGCCACAUAUUGUGAACUAUGACAAUUUGAACUUUUUACGUUUUAUUAUUCAGUUAGAAGUUGUUUCUCGUUCUUUGAAGCAUAUUUUAAAGAACAAAUCUUUUGGCUUACCAGUUACUACUGUCCCUGCCUUGAUUUCCUAUGUUUUCAAUUUGUUAUUUGGCAAUCAAUAUAAUACCCAACCCGAGCUUCAAAUUUUAGAUCCAGCUUAUGCUGAGGAUAAGGAAAUUAUCAGCAGCAUUUCUGGCUUGACUCGUGAAUCCAUUAUUAAGCAAAUCCAACACGAAGCUUCCAUUCGUUUCCAUUGUACUAUUAGUGACGAUUGGUUUGACAAGGAACUAGCUACUAGAAACCAAUUUAAUUUGAUUAGAUCUAUUUGUAUGAAAUUUGGUAUCCAGUUGUUUAAUAAAUCGUACUAUUUUACUAAAGAACAAUUUGAAAAUUAUAAGGAAUCAUUGGAUAAGAAAACAAGAAACAAGUUACAACCACCCUUACAGACUUUCUCCACAAGUGAUUUCACUGUUAGGCCUGUUAUUAAAGACUCUGAUUAUGUGUCAACAUUUGCCGAUGAAUUGUGGAAUGCCGGUGCUAUUCAAUUGAGUGAAAACCAAGAGGAAGCCUUUUCUUUAAUCUCACGUUCCAUUGCCGUUAAAGAACAAGUCAACGGAUCCAUCCAUGCUUCUGUUGGUGAAAAUUAUUUGACUUUAUCAUUCUUUUACUCCAAACAGGGGAAAAUCCAAGAAGCAAUUGCAUUUGCCCGUCAAGCUAGUAUUAUUUUGGAAAGAACAACUGGUGUCGAUUCUUUUGUUACGUUAAAAGCCUUAACCAAUUUGGCCAUAUUGGAAUUUAGUAAUGAAUCUGCCUACAAUUGCGUCAAGUUAAUAUCCAGAAUUUUGAACAUUUUGGAAGCAUCUGUUGGUUAUGACUGUCAUCCAAGUAUUUUAUCUAUUUUAGAAACUUUACAAAGAUUAGCUUUGCGCUGUAAAGAGCUGAAUUUGACUGUUAAGAUUGUUGAAAAGGUCAAUGAUUUAAUAGUUAAGAUUCAAAACGGGUUCAAGGGAACUGCUUAUGCCAUGAACUUAUCCACUUUGGGUAACUUGUAUGCUACCUUCCAAGAUUAUACAAAUUCUUUGAAAUGUAUUGAGGAGGCUCAUAAGAUCUAUUCUGAUGAGUUAGGUUUAGAUCAUAAUUUGACUUUAACUGCCACUCAAUGGUUAAACAGUUUGAAUGGAAUUGUUGCAUCUCAGAAAUUGGCUCGUACUCAGGCUGCUGUAAAUGCUGCUCCACGCGGUACACAAGCUAAUUCAUCAAAUAGUGGUGCUAAGAAAAACGGCAAAUCUAAUAAAAAAAAGUUAGUUGGCAAAAGUAUUGAAGAAUUGGUUGAGUUUGUCGAAGGCGGUGAGCCUAAAAAAUCCAACAAGGGUGGUAACAAACAUUAA